Messenger RNA from Fundulus heteroclitus (mummichog), 2029 nucleotides. RefSeq names its product protein-tyrosine sulfotransferase 1. Gene Ontology annotation, cellular component: Golgi apparatus. Gene Ontology annotation, biological process: peptidyl-tyrosine sulfation. Gene Ontology annotation, molecular function: protein-tyrosine sulfotransferase activity. The coding region runs from base 461 to 1525 and encodes 354 amino acids. The transcript has 7 exons. NCBI's taxonomy places the organism in Eukaryota, Metazoa, Chordata, Actinopteri, Cyprinodontiformes, Fundulidae. The record is from RefSeq and is a predicted model, not a curated record.
AAGGGAAAAAAGAGGCGGAAUUGCCCUUUAACGCGUCCACCAAUGGCAGACCGCGUUACAUCUCGCCCGCCUGCGUUCUAGCCAAUCACCGGCGAGUUUCCUCUCGGGCUCCGUGUGGCUCGUGUCAUCGGUGCGUGUCCGCGUGUGCGUUUCACCUUUCAACGGCUGAGGACCGCGUCGACUCCGCCGUGAAAGUUCCGCCGGGAUAAAGCAGCGAAACGGUCGCCGUCAUGGCUAAGAGGCGUCGCUGACCGCGGACCUGCGGUCUGAGAACAGGGCACGGACAGAUGUGGAGGAGUGAGGAGAAAUCCCAGCCUGCGGCGCAUUCGUGGUCACUGCCAGUGUUCUCUGCUGGACUCAAUCUAAUUAUGUCUUAAUGAACCCUCUUGAAUUUUAAGACGUGGAUUCCCUCGCCCCGGGUUAGCAGCUGCCCCCCCCCUCCCCACCAGCGCUCUAUUUUAUGUCCUGGUUCCCCACGGCUACGCGCGCAACCAUGAGAAACAAAAUGAACUUCCUGCUGGGCUGCGUCCUCCUCUGCUCCGUCUUGCUGCUCUACCUGGGCAUGAACGGGAUGGACUGUCCCCGGAAAAGCCACCGCCACCGAUGGAUGGAGCUCAACAUGGCCUCGGGCAACCAGAGCGUCCCGCUGACCGAGCACCUGCCCGAGGACACGCCCCUCAUCUUCAUCGGCGGCUUCCCCCGCAGCGGCACCACGCUGACGCGCGUGAUGCUGGACGCCCACAACGCCGUGCGCUGCGGCGAGGAGACGCGGGUGAUCCCCCGCCUCCUCGCCAUGAGGGCCACCUGGAGUCGCUCGGUGAAGGAGAGGAUACGGCUGGACGAGGCCGGCGUCACGGACCAGGUGCUGGACGCGGCGGUGCGGGCCUUUCUGCUGGAGGUGAUAGUCGGACACGGCGAGCCGGCGCCCCGCCUUUGCAACAAGGACCCGUUCGCCUUGAAGUCUCUAUCUUAUCUGGCGCGCAUCUUCCCCAAAGCCAAGUUUGUGCUGAUGCUGCGAGACGGACGAGCCACCGUCCACUCCAUGAUAUCGCGCAAGGUGACCAUCUCUGGGUUUGACCUGACCAGCUACAGGGACUGUCUCACCAAGUGGAGCAGCGCUUUGGACACCAUGUUCAGCCAGUGCCAGGCGGCCGGCGAGGCGCGGUGUCUGCCCGUGCGCUACGAGCAGCUGGUUCUCCACCCGGAGCAGGAAAUGAGGCAGUUGCUCCAUUUCCUGGAGCUGCAGUGGGACUCGGCGGUGCUGCAUCACGAGGAGCUGAUCGGGAAGGCCGGCGGCGUGUCGCUGUCCAGGGUGGAGCGCUCCACAGACCAGGUGAUGAAGCCGGUGAACACCGAGGCGCUCUCCAAGUGGGUGGGGAACAUCCCCCCCGACGUGAUCAACGACAUGGCCGAAAUCGCCCCCAUGCUCGCCCGCCUGGGCUACGAUCCUCACGCCAACCCGCCUGAUUACACAAAACUAGAACCCAUGGCGUCUCCUUUCAACCACUUACAGGACCCUUAUUAAGGUUCUCCAGGGAUCCUGUGAAAGAAAGAGAAAACAGCAGCAGCGUCCCUUCACCCCAGCUGAAGGCGGCGGCGGCUCUCUUCUACCCUGCGGACGCAGCUUAAACACGGACGUCCAUCUCAGCCGUGAUCUCGCCUCACGGGGAGGAACUCCUGCGUUGCAUCUGCAGCUUGUAAAUUGAUCUCAAGACUUGUUUACCGUAUCCAAGCGUGCAGGACUGGUGGAGUGUUUGAGUUACAGACUCAUCGAGUAGUUUGAGGCGCAAGUCUCACCUCUUCAUCUCAUAGCCGUGCUGAACUGUUUGACACCGAUUCUCAACACAUCCUGUCACCCCCCCCUUCCCCCACCUACCUGACGGGGUUUCAACAUUUCUGCAAGUUCUUCAUCACAAUGUGAACGUGUCUUUAGAUCAAUAACUCACUCGGUGUUCAUCAGGCAUCGUGACUAUGUAUAUUUUUCAAGAUGUAUCUUUAUUUUCUUAAUAAAUUAUUUUGGUGGACUGCU